GCCCGUAGAUUGGGAUACAAGGCAAAGCAAGGAUACAUUAUCUAUCGUAUCCGUGUACGACGUGGUGGACGUAAACGCCCUGUGCCUAAAGGUGCAACUUACGGUAAACCUGUUAAUCAGGGUGUAAACCAACUCAAAUAUCAACGUUCUCUUAGGGCGACUGCUGAAGAACGUAUUGGGCGUAGAUGUAGCAAUUUACGUGUUUUAAAUUCAUACUGGAUUAAUCAGGCAAUUCGUCGUGAUCCAAAAAUUAAUUGGAUUGCAUCCUCUAAACAUAAACAUCGUGAAGCGCGUGGUCUUACCAGUAUUGGUAAGAAGAAUCGUGGUAUAGGAAAAGGUCAUCGCUAUAACAAGACAAAGGGUGGUGGUCGCCACGCUAGUUGGGUUCGUCGCAAUACACUUUCUCUUCGCCGCUAUCGUUAA
Racocetra fulgida is the source of this 423-nucleotide messenger RNA. The record is from the annotation of a GenBank genome assembly. Lineage: Eukaryota; Fungi; Glomeromycota; Glomeromycetes; Diversisporales; Gigasporaceae.